AUGGAGGGAUCCAAUGUAUGCGCCGCCACUGCCAGCCACGUUCGCUGCUGCUCCCGAAGACUUUCCGACGAGGUACCUAUACCACCAAAAUCGUCUCCUCCGGAUCGACUGGAAUCCGAAAAAGCCACUGUCAACCGCCAAACGUGUGGUCGUGCGUCCACUGCCCCCCGUUGUCGCUAUUUUUCUUGCCGAACUCGUUUUCUGGUCCUCUUUCCAGAUUUGCUCUCGAUUUUUCGUUCCAGGCCGUCAAAUAUCAUGGGAGAUACCGAUUCCGUCACGUUCACUAAAGUUCCACUUAUUCCGUGUGAGAAACUAAUCAGAACAAUAAAUUAUAACAUAUGGGCUGGUGCCGUCAAGAUGUGGUUUCACGGUCAGGGAUAUGAGAAUCAUUUAACUACAAAAGUUGAUUCUAUUCCCGCCGCGAAACGCGAUAAGUGGAAACAAACUGAUGCUUCUCUAUGCAUUGUGUUAUGGUUUUCCAUAGCAACUAAUCUCCAAGCACAGUACCAAGCCUUUACCACUUGCUAUGAGGUUUGGGAAAAGGCUAAGAAAGUCUUCUCAAAUGAUGUCUGUUAG
Molecule: messenger RNA, 576 nt
Organism: Vicia faba (fava bean)
Lineage: Eukaryota; Viridiplantae; Streptophyta; Magnoliopsida; Fabales; Fabaceae
Source: the annotation of a GenBank genome assembly